GGCGGGAGGGAGACAGACGGACGGACAGACAGAGAGAGAGGAGAGGUAGCGACUGUGGGCGCCGGUUCCCCUUCCCUCAGGCCCAGGCCCGGGCUCAGGCCGACAGCACAGAAACUUCUGGACAAUAAGGCUGUUAGAACUUCACCAGGAAUAGGAAUAACUUACAUGUUAAAGUGUUGCAAUCUGUCCUGUUGGUUGGACGUUGACAGGUGGAGAUUAUUGAGUCAAAAUGUCACCAGAGGUUGCCUUAAACAGAAUUUCUCCUGCACUUCGUCCCUUCAUAUCCAGUGUGGUCAGAAAUGGAAAAAUUGGUUUAGACGCUACAAACAUCCUAAAAAUAACUGACCUUAAAUCAGGUUGUACAUCCCUAACACCCGGACCUUGUUGUGACAGGUUUAAACUGCACAUUCCAUAUGCUGGAGAAACAUUAAAAUGGGAUAUUAUUUUCAAUUGUCAUUACCCAGACCUGCCUCCAGACUUCAUCUUUGGUGAAGAUGUUGACUUUCUGCCUGAACCCACAACUCUCCACCAUUUGAAUGCCUGGAACUCCCAGAAUCCAGACUGUCUCCUGCUUGUUAUUAAGGAACUGGUGCAGCAGUACUACAGAUAUCAAUGUGAUCGACUCCAUGAGAGCUCACGCCUUAUGUUUGAGUAUACAGCACUACAGGAGGGGCCUGAAUUUGGAGACAACAUGGAGAUCUACGCAGGAAGAAAAAAUAACUGGACCGGUGAAUUUUCUGCCCGUUUCCUUUUGAAGCUGCCAGUGGACUUCAGUAACAUUCCAACCUACCUUCUCAAGGACCCCACGAUAGACCCAGGAGAAGAUGUUGCUCUUCUCUCAGUCAGUUUUGAGGAUGCUGAAGCCACUCAAGUGUUUCCUAAACUAUACCUGUCUCCAAGAAUUGAACAUGCACUUGGAGGGAAUUCUGCCCUUCAUAUCCCACCAUUCCCCAGCGGUGGUUGUCUUAUAGAUUAUGUGCCACAAGUUUGCCAAUUACUUACCAAUAAGGUGCAGUAUAUAAUCCAGGGCUAUCACAGAAGGAGAGAGUACAUUGCAGCCUUCCUGAGUCACUUCGGAACGGGUGUCGUAGAAUAUGAUGCUGAAGGAUUCACCAAACUUACAUUAUUACUUAUGUGGAAGGACUUCUGUUUUUUAGUUCACAUUGAUUUGCCCCUGUACUUUCCACGGGAUCAGCCCACUCUGACGUUCCAGUCAGUCUACCAUUUUACCAGCAGUGGACAACUCUAUCAGCAGAUCCAGAAGUCCUACCCGUACAGUCCACGCUGGGAUGGCAACGAAAUGGCUAAAAGAGCAAAAGCUUACUUCAAAACCUACGUUCCUCAGUUCCAGGAGGCAGCCUUUGCUAAUGGGAAAUUGUAGUUGACACCAAGGUUGCAGAAGGAAGCCAAUCAGACAUCAGACAGAUGCAGUUGUUUACUUUGAUUUGUUCUUUACAUUUUGUUCUUCCUCAUAUGUGAUGAGUCUGACAUUGGAUAUUGAUAUUUACUGCUACUUAUUUGGUUGCAUUUUAUUCAGAGAUCUGUUGUAACCUAUGAAAAUGUUUAUUUUAAUUGUACUUUGUCUCAGAAUGUAAUUCAGGCCUUAUAUUGCAAACAUAUGAAUGCUUCAGAUGGUUCUAAAAAAAAGGUCUGUGUUACAAUAAACACUCCCAUUACACAGCCUGAAUGAUCUGUUAUAUUAUUAAAAUAAAAAUAAUUAAUUAUG
Messenger RNA from Callorhinchus milii (elephant shark), 1726 nucleotides. It is a transcript of the gene babam2, whose product is annotated as BRISC and BRCA1 A complex member 2. Gene Ontology annotation, cellular component: BRISC complex; BRCA1-A complex. Gene Ontology annotation, biological process: double-strand break repair. The transcript has 13 exons. Lineage: Eukaryota; Metazoa; Chordata; Chondrichthyes; Chimaeriformes; Callorhinchidae. Bases 230 to 1381 code for a protein of 383 amino acids. The record is from RefSeq and is a predicted model, not a curated record.